GCGGUCCGUCAGCGAGCCGACAAGGGUCAUGUUAUCGCAAACCUACCUGCUGGGUACAAUUUAAAGCGCAAGCAGCAACCUGUUACCUGCUUUAAACUACAACCCUUUUUUUGCACAUUGGGAUGAAGUUCAACGACGGUUUUUGGCUUCUGAAAAGCGGCGUCAAAGCCUCUUAUGGGCUCCAGGUCACUGACAUUACACAGGACCAAACGGGUUAUAGUUUGCAUGUGUCAACAAAACCUAUUCGACACCGUGGAGACACGUUAGGAGGACCACUGCUUUCCGUCAAGGUCCAUUCUCCUACUGAAGGCGUGAUUGGAAUCAGAAUUGACCACUUCAAACAUGCUGAGAAAAACCCCUCCAUUCCAUUGUUUCCUGACGUCCCUGCUACGCCCAACUUCUCCACAAGUAAAGCUAAAGGAUGUUCGGCGAUAAGCACCGGUGGCUUGACGGCAACGAUCACGGAAAAUCCAUACACAAUCACUUUCAAGGACACCAGUCGCACACUCACCUUUGUCGGACCAAAGCACCAAGCAAUCUACGACGUCCCGAGCAGAUGGACACUGGGAACUGCUGCCAACAGCUCCUGCCUAACGCUGGACCCAAGUUCUAACCCUAGUCCAGUUACACUCUCCGAAACAGUCCGUUACGUCCACUCAGAACUGAACUUGUCUCCUGGAGAGCUCAUAUAUGGUCUCGGUGAACAAUUUGGAGCAUUCGUUAAGAACGGUCAGUCUGUCAGUCUCUGGAAUCAAGACGGUGGGACCUCUAGUGAGCAGGCGUAUAAAUGUGUGCCUUUCUACAUCACAAAUCGCAACUACGGUAUAUUUAUCAACCAUCCGGGCGAAGUCGAGGUCGAGGUUGGAAGUGAGAAGGUCAGCCGCGUUGGUGUUAGUGUGGCCGGAGAGAGUCUAGAGUAUUUUGUGAUCUACGGUGAAACACCCCUUCAAAUUCUUGAGCGAUAUACACGGAUGACUGGGAGACCGGCUCUUCUCCCCGCUUGGUCUUUCGGACUUUGGUUGACCACGUCCUUCUUGACGUCGUACUCAAACACGACUGUCUCUGGCUUUCUCCAAGGUAUGAAAGAUCGCGAUUGUAACGUUCGCGUAUUCCACUUGGACUGUUUUUGGAUGAAACAAUAUGAGUGGUGCUCAUUUACAUUUGACCCUGAAAACUUCCCUGACCCAAAGGCAUACCUAGCCGAGAUCAAGGAGAAAUACAACGUCAAAGUUUGUUUGUGGAUAAACCCGUACAUCUCCCAACUUUCUCCUGUCUUUCAGGAGGGAGUGGAAGGUGGUUAUCUUAUCAAGCGGUCCGAUGGUACACCGUGGCAAUGGGAUUUAUGGCAGCCAGGACUCGCUGUUGUAGAUAUCACCAACCCCGCAGCUCGCAAGUGGUACUGUGAUAAACUAUCAGCGCUUGUUGAGCUGGGUGUUGACACAUUCAAGACCGAUUUUGGCGAACGCAUUCCUCAUGCAAACAUCAAAUACUUCGAUGAGUCGGAUCCCAUGAGAAUGCACAACACAUAUGCGGUGCUUUAUAACCAGAUGGUAUUCGAGCUUCUUCAAAACCAUUUUGGCAAGGGUGAAGCUCUUGUAUUCGCAAGAGCGUCUGCAGCUGGGGGCCAGAGAUUCCCGGUGCACUGGGGUGGAGACUGCGAGUCUACGUUCGAGGCUAUGGCAGAAGCUUUGCGGGGCGCUCUCAGUCUUACUGUGUCAGGCUUCGGAUUUGCCUCGCAUGAUAUUGGGGGUUUCGAGGGACACCCCCCUCCUGAGAUUUAUCAGCGAUGGGUGGCUUUCGGACUUUUCUCAACCCAUUCACGUCUUCAUGGCUCGUCAUCCUAUCGGGUUCCUUGGAACUAUGGCGAAGAUGCUGCGAAGACCAUGGCUAAGUUCGUCGAUGCAAAGCAUAGGUUAAUGCCUUACAUCUACACGGAGGCGAUCCAAACUCAUGAUACUGGGCAUCCCUUGAUGCGAGCGAUGUUCCUGGAGUUUUCUGAAGACCGGACGACGCACUACCUGGAUAGGCAAUACAUGCUUGGGCCAUCGUUGCUUGUGGCACCUGUUUUCGUACCCAUAGGAGAAGAAACAGAGUACUACCUACCUGCCGGCAGAUGGACCUCUUAUUUCCAUCCGGAGCGCACUCUGCAAGGCCCUACCUGGGUCAGAGAAGUCGUUCCUUUGGAUGAAAUCCCGGUAUGGGUGAGAGAAGGAUCAAUCGUUUGUCUCGGACCCACCGGCAUGAAGCAGCCAGAUUACCGCCUGAACGUGAACCUAGAAGUUCAUUUGUUUGGUCCCAAAAGCGCGACAGUGUAUCUCCCAGACGGGAAUGGGAAGACAGCUCAAGGAUUGGAGGUAGAGGCAUCUGAAGGCGCCAUCAACGUCUUGAUAGCAAAUGAAUCUGUCACUGUGUCCUCUAUCGUUAUAUACAAGGAAGGCAUGCGUGGUCUCCAGGUGAGCGGUGGAUCAACCACCCAUCUGGACGGUGGCAUUGGGGUGAAAGUCGAUGUUGAAGGAGGAGCCAAGGAGGUGAAUAUCCGUUACUAAGUACCAACCGUUGCUCCAUGCUAUGGUCGAAGUUGAACGUGUAUAAUUCUGCUGUAGUAUUACUAGUAAAUAUUGCGUCUAAACC
This is a messenger RNA of Coniophora puteana RWD-64-598 SS2, 2631 nucleotides long. Its product is annotated as glycoside hydrolase family 31 protein. Lineage: Eukaryota; Fungi; Basidiomycota; Agaricomycetes; Boletales; Coniophoraceae. The record is from RefSeq and is a predicted model, not a curated record. Bases 123 to 2546 code for a protein of 807 amino acids. Gene Ontology annotation, molecular function: hydrolase activity, hydrolyzing O-glycosyl compounds; carbohydrate binding. The transcript is spliced from 12 exons. Gene Ontology annotation, biological process: carbohydrate metabolic process.